UUUACUGAUUAAAGACCAUUAAUUGUUUGCUUAGUACAGACAACAUCAUUUGUCUAUCAAGAAAUGGAGACAGUAGACGCACUUGAGCAUAGGCCUGAGCCUGAUCGUAUGACAUUCAAGGAUUGUAACCUCAACGAGACGGACGAACUUUGAUGUAAUAUCUUUUGACAAACUAAGGAUUCAUCCAUCUCGAGGAGGGCAACCAUCUGUCUGGUAGAAAUGGCGCUGAAAAAAUGGUGGAUGGACCACAAACACGACAUGAGGCUGGUCAUCACAAUAGAACCCGCCACGUUUCUCUAUAUAUUGUCUCUGUACUGUUCCUGGCCCGCAGCCCAGGCUCUUUACAUCGAGAAAGUGUGCAUGGGCAAAUACAAAUCAGAAGAAAUUUGUAGCAAUCUAACGUUUCACGACGUGGAGAGAGACUACGUCCAAACCGAGAGCUCACGCUGGUUCUUUUACAGCAUUUGCCUAGAAACAUUCCCGUCAAUGAUUGCAGCAUCUUUCAUGGGAUCUUGGGGCGAUCAAAUAAAUCGUAAAAUACCUAUAGUCAUCCCGAUUAUUGGUCUACUGAUAAUGCACUCUAAUUUUCUUUUGAACUCGAUAUUCAUUGACUGGCAUCCCGCUUUCGUUUUGAUAAGCUAUUUCUCCUCGGGUAUUCUUGGGGGCAUUGCGACGUUUUUGCUCUCAGCCUACAGCUACGUGGCCGUCGUGUCAAAGGGGAACAAAGAGCGCUUGGUUCGAAUCAGCGUCACCGAAGGUGUCCUGCAACUGGCCGGAGCAAUAGGGUUAGGCAUCUCUGGUCUGCUUGUGGAAAACUUUGGGUUUCCUGCUACCUUCGGAGUCUCCACUUCUUCCGCCGCGGUGGCUCUAAUUUACACAUUGUUGUGGAUAAAGAAUCCAAUUUCCACAGAAAGCAAGGAGCAGGAGGCGAUGUCAAAACAAGAACGAAAUCUCUGUGCAAGAUUGUUCGAUUGCAACCAUUUCAUUGACUCCAUGAAAUGUUUCUUUGUUAAAAGAGAGGAAUAUCGCAGACUUAUAUUAUGGCUGUCUCUGAUAACUUUAAUUCUGACAAAUUUAACAAUUGGAGCUGCAAUGACUCUUACUCUAUUAUUUCUGCGAUAUGUGGUCCCAGGCUGGAACUUGACCCUGUACGGUAUCUAUGCUGCCUUGAAGAACGUCAUGAUGAUGAUAGCCCUGUUCCUUUUCAUGCCUGUCGUGAAAAAGCUGGCCCUGGAUGACACCACUGUGGCCAUCGUGGGCCACGUAAGCGCCAUUCUUGGAGUGGUGUUGCUGGCUUUCAGUCGAUUUAUCUGGAUGGCUAUGUUAGUGCCUUUUGCGAACAUGCUGUCGGCGUUUAGCAGCACAGCGCUCAGGGCAGUUGUAGCAAGAAUGGUUGGAAAACACGAACAAGGCAAAGCGUUUGCAUUCGUUGGAAGCGCCCAGUCUCUGAGCGUCCUCUUGUCAAGCGUCAUCUUUAAUAACUUGUAUCCAGAGACGCUGCAUUUCUUCCCCGGGUUAAGUUAUCUGCUAUGUGCAGUACUUCUCCUAGUGGCCAUAGUACUAACAAUAAUCAUUCGGUUCCGUAUGCCCAAACCAGAAGUAAACGAUACAAUGAAUAGCACUGCAACGCUAGACAAAUCAGUUUCAGCUAUUGCAAUGAAUGAAGUCAUCACAGAUGUGGAACAAUAUCCACCCAUCAGCGGAGAUGGAAACGGAGAUAAAAGCGCAAAUUGUGAUGAAGUGAAUGGGAUUAGCGCUAAAGUUGUAUCAGAAGAGGACGCAAGACGUGCAGAGGAAUUAAAGGAAAAAGCAAAUGAGUUCUUUAAAACUGCAAUGACUCUUACUCUAUUAUUUCUGCGAUAUGUGGUCCCAGGCUGGAACUUGACCCUGUACGGUAUAUAUGCUGCCUUGAAGAACGUCAUGAUGAUGAUAGCCCUGUUCCUUUUCAUGCCUGUCGUGAAAAAGCUGGCCCUGGAUGACACCACUGUGGCCAUCGUGGGCCACGUAAGCGCCAUUCUUGGAGUGGUGUUGCUGGCUUUCAGUCGAUUUAUCUGGAUGGCUAUGUUAGUGCCUUUUGCGAACAUGCUGUCGGCGUUUAGCAGCACAGCGCUCAGGGCAGUUGUAGCAAGAAUGGUUGGAAAACACGAACAAGGCAAAGCGUUUGCAUUCGUUGGAAGCGCCCAGUCUCUGAGCGUCCUCUUGUCAAGCGUCAUCUUUAAUAACUUGUAUCCAGAGACGCUGCAUUUCUUCCCCGGGUUAAGUUAUCUGCUAUGUGCAGUACUUCUCCUAGUGGCCAUAGUACUAACAAUAAUCAUUCGGUUCCGUAUGCCCAAACCAGAAGUAAACGAUACAAUGAAUAGCACUGCAACGCUAGACAAAUCAGUUUCAGCUAUUGCAAUGAAUGAAGUCAUCACAGAUGUGGAACAAUAUCCAGUCUGAAUGGAAACAAGUUAACAAUGGAAGGAACGGGAUUUUUACCUGUUGAGUCCUAAACGCGCAUUACUGGUUACAUACAUAAAUUUUAUCGGUCGUAACAAGUAAAUAAAUUAAUUUUGUUGCAAAAUAAACAUAUAAAAAAAGCAAGUAAAAAAUUAAGUUUGAUCAAACUAUACUAUAGACCUAAAUAUCAAAUUUAUAUAACAAGCAAAAAAUACACUUUUGGUUUGUCUGAGACUUUAAAUAGUUGUAUUCCUUUUUUUCAUGAAAAUAACAUGAAGAGACUAAGAAAUAAGAUGCUUUAUGUCUUUUUUCAACAUUGAUUCUUUCAACACUUUAAUCAAAGAAACGGUUCACGUACAGUGUAUGGAGUAAAACAAACAAAUUAAAUAGAUGAUUUAAAAUACAAAAAUAACCCAACUACCAGUAGAGGGUAGAGAAACAGGAUUCAUGUUCCUUGCAAGGGAGUGCGAUGUUGGAGAAAAUCGAACGAUGGAUUUUCAAGGUUUCCUACAAAUAAUUAAAUGAGUGAAUAAAUAUAGAAACCAACAAUAAAUAAAUAAAUAAAUAAAUAAAUAAAUAAAUACAAUGUCCAAAGAAAAUUAUAAAAGCAAAGACAAUUAUAAAAGCAUAGCUUACAAUACAUCACUAGAUAUUAGGCCUAUUUCCACUAACGAAAAGGGCGUACGGACGAAUAAUAUUUUUA
This is a messenger RNA of Lingula anatina, 3142 nucleotides long. Its product is annotated as lysosomal proton-coupled steroid conjugate and bile acid symporter SLC46A3. Gene Ontology annotation, biological process: transmembrane transport. Gene Ontology annotation, cellular component: membrane. Lineage: Eukaryota; Metazoa; Brachiopoda; Lingulata; Lingulida; Lingulidae. Gene Ontology annotation, molecular function: transmembrane transporter activity. The record is from RefSeq and is a predicted model, not a curated record.